AGAGAGAGAGAGAGACAGAGAGAGAGAGAGAGAGUCUCCGGAGUCUUACUUCUAACAAAUUUUAUUUAUUUUUCUAGUGUUUAACUUUAACUUUAUUGCUAUUCUUUAUUAUGGGUAACUUUUUCACCACCCUCUUAUUCCGCCUCAGAGAGAACAGACCAGUCAGAAUACUGAUGGUUGGUCUGGAUGCAGCCGGGAAGACUACAGUCCUCUACAAACUCAAACUGGGGGAAGUCGUCACAACCAUUCCUACUCUCGGCUUUAACGUUGAGAAGGUUGACUACAAGAACAUCUCCUUCACCGUGUGGGACGUCGGAGGACAGGACGUCAUCAGACGGCUCUGGAGACACUACUAUCAGAACACCAUGGGCCUCAUCUUUGUAGUGGACAGCAGUGACCGUGAGCGCAUCCAAGAUGCCGCUUUGGAGCUGCAGAACAUGCUGGAGGAAGAUGAGCUGAGGGACGCCGCUGUGUUGGUUCUUGCUAACAAACAGGAUUUGCCCAAUGCCAUGCCGGUCCACGAGAUGACCGAGAAGCUCGGACUGCACGCCCUGAAAGGACGAAGUUGGUACGUCCAGUCGACUUGUGCGGUAAUCGGAACAGGUUUAUAUGAAGGAUUGGACUGGAUGGUUGAUCAGAUGUCCAAACAAUAAACAUAAACCUCACGCUAUUUAUAACCUUAUGCAAAAGUAUAUACUAUGUAUAUUUGCCUUGAUCAUGAGCACUUUGAGAAGUUUAUCUUUUUUGUAAAUAUCUCUCUCUAUGUAUUUACUUUUAUUUGAGAAUAUCUUACUGUGCCUUUUAUAUUUUAGUUGAAUCAAAUGUAUCAUACCCGUCUAUGUGUAUUUCUACUGUAUGAGUGCAAUACAUUAAAAAUAAUUAUUGUUAAUUUGUACUUGAAGUCAGCCUGCUCAUUAGUAUUGGCACCCAUGGCAUUUUAUGUUUUCCUUUCUCUUAUGCAUUCUUUAAACUAAGACUAUUUGCUUAACAAAUCCCAUCUAGCUUCAUGGAAACACCACGAUGAAGUAAAACUGAAAUGGUCACUGAAAUAUCUUUGAACAACAAAACACACUAAUAUCAAAUGUUAUGUAAAAGCUGCAUAGUGUCUCUAGAGUUAAGCAAAAGAUUUGCACAAUAAAAAGCCUGAUUGCUUAUAAGUUUAAAAAAGGUUAUAAUAAAAACUCUACGAAAUUUUAGCGUCUACAUAGCCUCAAAAAAAAAAAAAACACAAAAUGGUAUGUGAAAUAACUUCA
Messenger RNA from Hemibagrus wyckioides, 1253 nucleotides. RefSeq names its product ADP-ribosylation factor 4-like. Gene Ontology annotation, molecular function: GTPase activity; GTP binding. Gene Ontology annotation, biological process: intracellular protein transport; vesicle-mediated transport. Gene Ontology annotation, cellular component: plasma membrane; cytoplasm. The coding region runs from base 111 to 653 and encodes 180 amino acids. The transcript has 6 exons. The record is from RefSeq and is a predicted model, not a curated record. NCBI's taxonomy places the organism in Eukaryota, Metazoa, Chordata, Actinopteri, Siluriformes, Bagridae.